AUGGCUGCACAUACCAAGUUCCAGCCGGUGCCGCAGCGUGAUUCCUUCGAGGACAGCAGCUUCAGUCAAGCGCCACCAGCUUACCAGGCGGAGGCGGCGAGUGCCAGCUUGCUUGGAGCACCGCGUAGCGAAGACGACAACCUUCCCGAUGACUUCAAGUUUGGUGGCGUUGUAGCUGAGGCUACACUCGAUAUUCGGAUGCAGUUCAUCCGCAAGGUCUACGCCAUCCUGACCGUUCAGUUACUCGCCACGGCUGUCCUCAGCUCUGUCUCGUUCUUCAGCGACGGCUACCGCAACUGGAUUCAGACAAACGCAUGGUUGAUGUGGGUGUCGCUCUUCGGAGCGAUCGGAUUCAUGCUCCUCACCUUCUGGAAGCGCAAGUCAUAUCCCACGAACCUACUCUUCCUCAGCGGCUUCACGGCGCUUGAAGCCUACUCCAUCUCGGUCAUCACGUCCUUCUACGAAUCGCGCAUCGUACUUGAAGCGCUCGUCUUCACGCUCGCCAUCUUCGUAGCCCUUACGCUCUUCGCCUGCCAGACGAAGUAUGACUUCACCAACUGGAUCCCAUACCUGUUCGGUGCACUGUGGAUCCUGAUCAUCUUCGGCUUCAUGGCUGCGUUCUUCCCGCACAACAGCAAGGUGGAGCUCGGAUACGGCAUAAUUGCCGCGCUCAUCUUCAGCGGAUAUAUCUUGGUCGACACACAGCUGGUGAUGAGACACUAUCACGUUGAGGAAGAGAUCGCCGCGGCUAUCUCGCUCUACCUCGACAUUAUCAACCUGUUCCUGGCUAUUCUCAGGAUUCUCAAUAGCCAGAACAACAACUAG
Messenger RNA from Coniosporium apollinis CBS 100218, 825 nucleotides. RefSeq names its product bax Inhibitor family protein. The transcript has 2 exons. The record is from RefSeq and is a predicted model, not a curated record. Gene Ontology annotation, cellular component: membrane. Lineage: Eukaryota; Fungi; Ascomycota; Dothideomycetes. The coding region runs from base 1 to 825 and encodes 274 amino acids.